CAAGGGGAGCCGAGAGCCAGGCGGCCAGUGCGCGGCGCAGGUUCUGACCCGGGCGGCCGUAGGCGAGUAGCCCUCCCCGCCCCUGUCUCCUGCGGCUGGUGAGGGAACUAUCAGCUGUGCGUUGCUGGGGGACCGAAGAAGCCGGGUUUGCCUCCUCCCGCGUGUGUGGACGACCCCCGGAGCUAGGCGGCGUCCGCGGCGGCAGAGUGUGCAGUUCUAGAGGCUGGGAGGUCCAAGGACCAGGUGCCUGCAGAUCUGCUGUCUGGGAUUUCCUCUGGGUCAUCCACAAUGCUUUUAAAACAUAUCGGAUAAAAGCUGAGCCACCUGCUUGUGUCGGACUGCCAUACUCUGUGCUCCACUGUCUUCUAUGGCAUUUUGACUACAUCAAGGCCAAGGACCUGCCGUUCAUGAUGAGUGAUGAGAAGAGCCUUGGGGUAUCCCCCAAAUUGGCCUCACCUUCAAGGAGCACAAGUAGUUGCUCUUCCAAGCAGGGAAGUCGACAGGACAGCUGGGAAGUGGUGGAAGGACUGAGGGGAGAGAUGAAUUACACCCAGGAGCCACCAAUUCAGAAAGGAUUUUUGCUGAAAAAAAGGAAAUGGCCCUUGAAAGGCUGGCACAAGAGAUUCUUCUAUCUGGACAAAGGAAUCUUGAAAUAUGCCAAGAACCAAAGUGAUAUAGAGAGAGAGAAGCUGCAUGGCUGCAUUGAUGUCGGGCUCUCGGUGAUGUCUGUGAAGAAGUCGUCAAAGUGCAUAGAUCUCGACACCGAGGAGCACAUUUAUCAUCUGAAGGUAAAGUCAGAGGAAGUCUUCGAUGAGUGGGUAUCCAAACUUCGCCACCACAGAAUAUAUCGUCAGAAUGAAAUCGCCAUGUUUCCACACGAAGUUAAUCACUUUUUCCCAGGAUCUGCUGUCACAGACUCUGGUUCUGAGGUCUUGGACACCAUUUCCAGUAGGAAGCAUAGCGGUAUAUCAAAGCAGAAUUCGUUUCAAACCGGAAGCAAUUUAUCAUUUUCUUGUGGUGGUGAGACUCGAGUUCCAUUAUGGUUACAGUCUUCAGAGGACAUGGAAAAAUGCUCUAAAGAACUGGCAAACUGUCAUGACUGCCUGGUGGAGAUGAGCCAGCUUCUGCAAAGUAUGGACGUCCUGCAUCGGACAUAUUCGGCUCCGGCUAUCAAUGUCAUCCAGGGUGGAUCUUUUGAAAGUCCCAAAAAGGAAAAAAGGUCACAUAGGAGAUGGCGGUCCAGAGCUGUUGGCAAAGACGCUAAAGGAACGCUGCAGGUCCCCAAAACUUUUUCUGGCCCAGUAAGACUGCAUUCCUCCAAUCCUAAUUUGUCAACACUAGAUUUUGGAGAAGACAAAAAUUAUUCCGAUGGCUCUGAAACCUCAUCAGAGUUUUCUAAAAUGCAAGAAGAUCUGUGUCAUAUUGCCCAUAAAGUCUACUUCACUUUAAGGUCAGCUUUUAACACCAUAUCAACGGAGAGAGAGAAACUGAAGCAGCUGAUGGAGCAGGAUGUCUCUGUCUCCCCCUCUGCCCAGGUCCUUGGUCUGAAGCACGCCCUGUCAUCUGCCCUAGCACAAAACACAGAUCUUAAAGAACGCUUAUGCAGAAUCCAUGCUGAGUCUCUGCUCCUCGACCGCCCAGUUGCUGCCAAGUCGGGUGAUCGUCUGGCAGAGGAAAACUCCAGAGAUGACAAUCGAACUCUGGUCCAUCAGCUUUCCAACGAAAGCAGGCUCUCCAUCACUGACUCUCUUUCAGAGUUUUUUGAUGCACAGGAAGUUCUGUUGUCUCCAAGCUCUUCAGAAAAUGAGAUGUCUGAAGAUGAUUCAUAUGUCAGUGACAUAAGUGACAACCUUUCCUUAGAUAAUCUCAGUAAUGAUUUAGAUAAUGAGAGACAGACGUUGGAGCCUGUUCUCCAAAGUGUAGGGGAAGUCAAGUCCAAAAGAAGAACGUGCUUGCCGGCCCCGUGCCCCAAGUCCGGUAACGUCAGCUUGUGGAACAUCCUGAGAACGAACAUCGGGAAGGACCUGUCUAAGGUGGCCAUGCCGGUGGAACUCAAUGAGCCCCUCAACACGCUGCAGAGGCUGUGUGAGGAGCUGGAGUACAGCGAGCUCCUGGACAAGGCUGCCCAGACGCCCAGUGCCCUGGAGAGGAUGGUGUACGUGGCAGCCUUCGCCGUGUCCGCAUAUGCAUCUAGCUACUUCCGCGCUGGGAGCAAGCCAUUUAAUCCAGUUCUUGGAGAAACAUAUGAGUGUAUUCGUGAGGACAAGGGCUUCCAGUUUUUUUCAGAACAGGUCAGCCACCAUCCACCUAUUUCUGCAUGUCACGCUGAGUCUGGAAAUUUUGUUUUCUGGCAAGACAUGAGAUGGAAGAACAAAUUCUGGGGCAAAUCCAUGGAAAUUGUUCCCAUUGGCACAACCCAUGUGACUCUGCCAGCUUUUGGAGAUCAUUUUGAGUGGAACAAAGUGACCUCUUGCAUCCAUAACAUCUUAAGUGGGCAGAGGUGGAUCGAGCACUAUGGAGAGAUUGUUAUCAAGAACGUGAAUGAUGAUUCCUGCCACUGCAAAGUGAACUUUAUAAAGGCAAAAUACUGGAGCACUAAUGCCCAUGAGAUUGAAGGUACAGUAUUUGACAAGAGUGGAAAAGCAGUGCAUCGGCUAUUUGGGAAAUGGCAUGAGAGCAUCUACUGCGGUGGUUCUUCCUCAUCCACUUGUAUCUGGAGAGCGAAUCCCAUGCCAAAAGGCUAUGAGCAAUAUUAUGGCUUCACACAGUUUGCACUGGAAUUAAACGAAAUGGAUCCAUUGUUAAAGUCUUUAUUACCACCUACUGACACUCGAUUCAGGCCAGACCAAAGGUUUCUAGAAGAAGGGAGCUUAGAAGAGGCCGAAAUACAAAAGCAGAGGAUUGAACAGCUGCAGAGAGAAAGGCGGCGGGUCUUGGAAGAAAAUAAGGUGGAGCACCAGCCGCGGUUUUUCAGGAAAUCCAGCGAUGACUCUUGGGUGAGCAGUGGCACCUAUUUGGAACUUAGGAAAGAUCUUGGUUUUUCCAAACUGGACCAUCCUGUCUUGUGGUAAAAGAGGAAAGAGCGAUACAUCUUUGUACUUCUCCCGUGUUUGCUUUCUGAAGCCACAAACCUGUGUCUGUAUAUUUAAACAACAUCACCUAGAACAAUCACUUGUGCUUCCUGGCUUAGUGUUGUAUUUAAGUAUAUAUUUUCUUCAGUAGGUUUCUUUACAAUUUCAAAUGUUAUCACAACUGUUUAUAUGAAUGUAGAACACCUUGAGAUUUCUUUUUAUAUAUAAACUAUUUAAUAAAAAUGAAAGAUUGAAUGUUAACAUGUGGGUUAAAAAAGAAGCUUUAACACUAAUUUUCCAAAGGUUAG
Lagenorhynchus albirostris (white-beaked dolphin) is the source of this 3379-nucleotide messenger RNA. RefSeq names its product oxysterol binding protein like 3 (gene OSBPL3). The transcript has 24 exons. Gene Ontology annotation, molecular function: cholesterol binding. Bases 408 to 3071 code for a protein of 887 amino acids. The record is from RefSeq and is a predicted model, not a curated record. Lineage: Eukaryota; Metazoa; Chordata; Mammalia; Artiodactyla; Delphinidae. Gene Ontology annotation, cellular component: cytosol; perinuclear endoplasmic reticulum; intracellular membrane-bounded organelle.